Molecule: messenger RNA, 1442 nt
Organism: Rhincodon typus (whale shark)
Lineage: Eukaryota; Metazoa; Chordata; Chondrichthyes; Orectolobiformes; Rhincodontidae
Product: calpain-7-like
Exons: 6
Biological process (GO): proteolysis
Molecular function (GO): calcium-dependent cysteine-type endopeptidase activity
Source: RefSeq, a predicted model, not a curated record
GAUGAUUUUGCCCACAAUAGAGAAUUCAUAACAUUGGUAGUUUACCAGACUGGAGGAAAGAAGGUUUACUAUCCAAGUGAUCCUCCACCUUUCAUUGAUGGAAUACGAAUAAACAGCCCUCAUUAUCUUACAAAGAUCAAGUUGACAACACCGGGGACAAACACAUUUACUUUAGUGGUGUCUCAGUAUGAGAAGCAGAACACCAUCCAUUACACACUGAGGGUAUACUCCAUGUGCAAGUAUUCAUUUUCAAAGAUCCCAUUUCCAUACACACAUUACAAGAGGGUAAAUGGUCAGUGGAAAGGUCCGAGUGCAGGAGGAUGUGGAAAUUACAGAGACAGCUACAAGAAGAAUCCAGUGUACCAAAUCAGUGUAGAGAAAAUUGGACCAUUGCUGAUUGAGCUACGUGGGCCGAGGCAAUACAGUGUUGGAUUUGAAAUGGUGACGGUCUCAACAGUGGGAGACACUGAAUUCCAUAAAAAACCCAGUGGAGAUUACAGAUGUGGAUUCUGUUACUUGGAAGUUGAGCGAGUCCCUACAGGAGUUUACAAUAUCAUCCCCACAACCUUCCUGCCUGCUCAAGAAGGCCCUUUUUUCUUGGACUUCCAUAGUAUCAUCCCACUCAAGAUUUCACAGUUACAGUGAAAUGAAGAUCUGUAAUGAGCACUUUUACUCUUGAAUCAUGGACAUACCUAAUAAAAAAGUUUUUUUUUUUAGAAAAGUGACAUCUUCUCAGGCACUAAUGGAAUGUAUUCAUAGAAUUUUUUUGAGAGAGUCUAAUGGAGGAGGGUAUAGUUGGGGAAGGUUCCUGUACUUCCAAUGUCAUUCAUGUGUUAAGCAAAGUUAGUUCAAGUCUCAUACUUUUUGGGGAAAAAAUGAAGGAAUGAUGUUUUUAUGAUCAAUGUACAUAUUUUUACUGUAGAAUAUAACUGGGAGUCUUUUGCAAUUUAAUUUGCAGCUGUUUAUCCCCAGGAUUGCAAUCAGAAUAGAUUUUAAGUACUUAGUUGAAAACUGUGUUGCCAGCUCUUUACAGGAUGAUGCAAAUGUGGAAACUCAUCUCUUAACCUACCUGAAAAGCAGCUGUUGAUGUUUACUGGACUGGCUCUGCAACUUAGGGACAUGUGCAAUGUAUAUUGUAAAGACCAGUAAAUAUUUGUAAUCAUACAAACCAAUCUUUUUAUAAAAGGUGGAUACUGGUCUGGUGAUUCUAAACUCAGCUGUAUCUAUUUCUAUUUCAGAUUAUAUUUUUUAAUCCAUCUUUUGGUAUUUAGCAUGUAUAAAAAUUCAGGUUAUGCUUCCACACACUGGUUGUGGGAAAAUUGAAUUUUCAUUACAGAAGAUACUAAAUAACUUUUACUUCAUGACUGGAAACAUAGGAACUCCUCUAUUCAAGUCUGUAUAUAAACCUUGAAUUAUGAAUAAAAGUCAGCUUCUGUCAUUCA